Molecule: messenger RNA, 2259 nt
Organism: Liolophura sinensis
Lineage: Eukaryota; Metazoa; Mollusca; Polyplacophora; Chitonida; Chitonidae
Product: piggyBac transposable element-derived protein 4-like
Exons: 1
Coding region: 231-2108 (625 amino acids)
Source: RefSeq, a predicted model, not a curated record
UCAGCCCGUAUUCCCGAUAAACCGGGAAUGUCAGACUCCACUCUCUGCCGAAUUCCCGAUAUAGCGGGAUUGGGAAAACCCUCUGUUUAAACCAGGUCAAACUCUAAAUAUACCAGCCAAUCAGAUCAAAGAUAGGUCGCCUAUGCUGCAGGAUUUGUCUGAAAAUGGCGGCAAUAUAACCAGGGCAGUUUUCUGUGUAUUUUGACGCAGUUUUUUUGAAUAUUUUCAUCAUGAAGCGAAGCUCGCCGCAACCAAGCGUGUCGGGGGAGCCAAAACAAAGGCGUAGGCUAUUUACAACUGAGGAAGUGCUGCAUAAUUUGGGUGAUUCUGACGGAGAAGAGCUUGAAUUCGACCAAACUUAUCCCGAGGACGAUUUGGAUUCAGUUGACGAUGACAAUUUUGAUUUAGGCAGUGACUUUGACAUUUCGCAAACGGAUGAUUCGGACGAUUUUUCGGAGACAAGGGGGCGUGGUGCUUCGCCAGUCGUCAUUACUGGGGCAGGAGAUGCAGCGGACUUUGCAGCAGGUUGGAAUGAUGUGUUUUCGGAAGCAAGUAAUUUACAGUUUGACAACAACAACAUCGGACCACAGAAUAUUCCCGGAUUCAUAACGAACGAAAGUAAAGCUGGUGACUUUUUGUCUUUAUUUUUUGAUGAUGCAUUUUGGGAUGGAUUAUGCACUAUGACAAAUUUACGGGCCCAUCAAACACGUGAACAAAAGCCAAACUCCUAUUAUGCUAAGAAUUUUUCUCCUGUCUCCCCACCUGAAAUGAAAGCUUUUGUUGGCCUAAGACUAUGUAUGGAAUAUCUGGUUAUCAAACCAAGCUAUAGAGACUACUGGAAAAGUGAAGGUAACGACUUCGUAAUGUUCACACCUGGUUUUCGACAGGUAAUGACACGUGAUCGCUUUCUAGCAAUAUGGACAUUUCUACAUGUAAUGGAUGAACAAGACACAAACAUUGAUAAAUCUGACAAAAUCUACAAAGUGCGCCCAAUGUUGAAUGAUUUGUUGGAGAAAUUUAAACUGUACUAUAAACCUAGUCAGCAUCUCAGCCUUGACGAGGGUAUGAUUCCAACAAAGAACAGACUAGCUAUCAAACAGUACAUCAAAGAUAAGCCAACUAAGUGGGGUAUAAAGUCAUUUUUGUUAUGUGAUGGUGACACGGGAUAUGUACUCAACGCUGAAAUAUAUACGGGAAAAACAGACAUUGUCGAGGAAAAGUUAGGCGUGAUAGGGAAUACUGUUGUUCGCCUAAUUACAUCCUGUGAUCUUGAUGGUAAAUCCCAUGUGCUCGUUAUGGACAGAUACUAUAACUCUGUACUUUUAGCAGACUAUUUACUAACUGUCUUGAAUACUGGAGUAGUGGGUACGGUCCAAACAAAUAGGAAACACUAUCCAAAGACUCUAAAAGUAAAAAAACUGCCAAAUCGUGGGGAUUUCCGCUUUAUGUGUCGAAACAGUUUGACGUGUAUGGUGUGGCAGGACAGGAAGCCAAUACAUUUCAUCUCUAACUAUCACAGUCCUGAUGAUGUAACUACAGUGAACCGGCGAAACAAGGAUGGAUCCCUGUCUGAAAUACAAAUGCCACUGCUUAUCCGUGACUAUAAUUCAUUUAUGGGAGGAUGUGACAAGAAUGACCAGAUGACGCGCUUGCACAAAACCAGAAAACACUACCGAUGGCCGCGUCGUCUCUUCAUAAAGUUUUUUAUGUGGGCUACAUACAAUGCAUAUAUUUUGUCAAAUGCACACAGCCAAACAAACAAUAAAUAUUUCAUCUCAUUUAUUGAGGAAAUCUGUUUAUCACUGAUUGGUGAACAUCGCUCUUCAGCUCAAGUCCGUACCAGGAAGGAGCCUUGUGAUCAGCGUCUCCUAGCAGGCCCGCAUUACCCCGUUAUUCCUCAGGAUACCUCAGGCAACCACGUAUGUGUUGUCUGCAGUGAGAAACAUCUCAGAUACAGAAGGAAUAACCCAAAGACUGCUUACAAAGACAUUCCGCACAAACUUGUCAAGACAACAAUCUGGUGCUCUUUGUGCAAAAGAUAUUUGUGUGUGAAAAGAGGCUCCAAAUGCUGGGAAGACUGGCACACUAAAGUCCAAUACUGGUAUUAGAGUAAAGGUGUGACAAUUUAGGGUAAGACAGUCAAGUUUGAUAGGUUUCUGUCAAAUUUUAAUGAAUAAAUAUUGUUUUAUUUGCCAUAUGUACAUUUUUAAGUGUUUUGGCUGUGGAGCUCAGGUAUAGGAGUAAGUUACCUCCCCCUAG